Messenger RNA from Alosa sapidissima (American shad), 1479 nucleotides. It is a transcript of the gene cldn7a, whose product is annotated as claudin 7a. Gene Ontology annotation, molecular function: structural molecule activity. The transcript has 4 exons. The record is from RefSeq and is a predicted model, not a curated record. Gene Ontology annotation, cellular component: bicellular tight junction; plasma membrane. Gene Ontology annotation, biological process: cell adhesion; bicellular tight junction assembly. NCBI's taxonomy places the organism in Eukaryota, Metazoa, Chordata, Actinopteri, Clupeiformes, Clupeidae. Bases 314 to 949 code for a protein of 211 amino acids.
AUCCGCGUUCAAGUGGAUGUGCGCCACUGCAGAGCGCUAUUUGAAAAGCGGGGCGAGUAGUAAGCUUGUACAACAGUACACUCAAACUGCCGUUAGCGCCGUGUCAAAGCCGACUCACUCACAUAACAGCUGGAGUUUGUUUUAGGACUUUGCGCUUCAUUACUAAGCUCUCUUUGGGUGAUUGUGGAUCGCAACUCUCAAAGAACAGAGGGACCUGUUGAUUAGGGGACCCUGUGGUGAGAGAAGAGAAGGGGUCCCGAAACACUGUGUAUAGUUAGCCAGACCUCAGUUGCUUCUGUGUGCACAUCCAGCAAUGGCAAACGCAGGGAUUCAGCUUUUAGGAUUUGGUCUCUCCCUGGUGGGGAUCAUUGCACUCAUCAUCGGCACCGUCCUCCCGCAGUGGAAGAUGUCGGCGUAUGUCGGAGACAGCAUCAUUACGGCGGUGGCCAUGUACGAAGGGCUGUGGAUGUCGUGCGCUUUCCAAAGUACCGGACAGGUUCAGUGCAAAAUCUACGACUCCAUUCUGCAACUGGACAACGCCCUCCAGGCCACGCGGGCGUUGAUGAUAGUGGGCAUCAUUGUGUCCAUCGCAGGCCUGGGUGUGGCCAGCAUAGGCAUGAAGUGCACCACCUGCGGAGCCGACGACAGGCCACGCAAGUCCCGCAUAGCGGUCACAGGAGGCGUUGUACUGCUCGUAGGAGCCCUCUGUGCAAUCGUGGCUUGCUCAUGGUUUGCCCACAAUGUCAUCCGUGCCUUCUACAACCCCUACACACCAGUCAACACCAAGUUCGAAUUUGGGGCCGCCAUCUUCAUCGCGUGGGGGGGCUCCUUCCUGGAUGUGCUUGGGGGGGCUAUGCUGGCCGCCUCAUGCCCUCGUGGCAAACAGAUGUCCAAAUACCCACCCAAGAAUGCCUCAAGAGCCCCCAGCAGUGCCAAGGAGUAUGUCUGAACCACAGACGCCCUCUGGUGGACAGAGAAGAGAGAGAAAAACAGCAAGGGAUGGUGCAGGUCUCUCCGCUCCUCACCUGCCACAAUGGACUGAGACUAUUAGUUGUUGUUGUUUUUUUUUACUUUUUUUAAUUACUUCAGCUUGUUUUAAGAUAUUUGUGCUGAUGACACAAGAACAAAGGGGGGAAAUGCAUUCUGCCCUCUAAUUGAAGAAUUCUCAAGGGUAGAGUUGAUAUGUUACAUCACAUCUGAUACACUGUCUUUCUUAGAGUACGACCAUGUGUAAAAAAGAGUAUUAUGAGGAGCAAUAUUUAGAAUGUUUUGAUGUGUAAAUUCAGCUGUCAGUGUUAUAGCUGCAUACUCUCAGGUCGGUGCAACAAAGGGACUUCACUUUGGGCAACAAAAACAUUCCUUAGGGAAUUGAGUGUAACUGAUGUCAUAGCUAUGUACUUAUAUUUGGUCAGUCAGACUGACUGACCAGACUGACUGACCGAAACGUCAGUUCACCAAUAAACCGGCCUUGUACGUGAA